Molecule: messenger RNA, 2284 nt
Organism: Haliotis rubra (blacklip abalone)
Lineage: Eukaryota; Metazoa; Mollusca; Gastropoda; Lepetellida; Haliotidae
Product: acid ceramidase-like
Biological process (GO): fatty acid metabolic process
Cellular component (GO): lysosome
Molecular function (GO): fatty acid amide hydrolase activity; N-acylsphingosine amidohydrolase activity
Source: RefSeq, a predicted model, not a curated record
AGCGUGCAUUUGUUGUCAUGUGACACUGACACUUUAUCUGUGGGGAACGGACCGUGGGGAACCACCACAGCUGUACGUUUACUCACACAGAACAAAAUGCUGUGGACGGUUGGCGUGUUGAUGGGAUGCGUUGUCGUUUCGGUGGCACAGACCCCCAAGUACAACGAGAGCUGUGUUCGAGGCACUUACCCACCUUCUAUAGAGAAGAAGGUCAAGACCUAUGUGGUUAACCUUGACCUUCCCCCAGAACAGAGGUGGACGCAUGUAGUGGAAGAUAAGGCAGUACAGAUCAGGAAUAUCCUGGCAGAGUUUAAGAAAUAUGCCCUGGACUGGACGCCAAAGGCACAGGGUGUCAUUGACUGGGUGGACAAUAACUUUCCCACACUGGACAAGACUCUACCGUACCCAUUUCCCGGUGAGAUGAGUGGGAUCUCAAAGGCGUCGGGGCUGAAACUCGGUGAGGUCGUGUUGUACAAUCUGUUCUACGAGUUCUUCACCGUCUGUACCUCCAUUGUCGCUGAGGACCCAUCAGGAAAGUUAUUCCAUGCCCGGAACUUGGACUUCGGCCUCUUCUUAGGCUGGGACAUAAAGAACAACACGUGGGACAUCUCCGAGUUCCUCCGCCCCCUCAUCGUCAACAUUGAGUAUACCCGUGGUGGCAAGACACUCUUCAAGGGCGUCCACUUCGCUGGCUAUGUCGGAAUCCUGACUGCUGUCAAACCUAGCCUGUUCACCCUGUCCAUGGAUGAGAGGUUCAACGCUGACGGUGGAUUUAUUGGGAUCAUAGAGUGGGUAUUGGGUGAUCACAGUGGGUCGUGGAUGGGCUUCCUGACUCGCCGGGUCAUGGAGAAUGCCACCAGCUAUGCCGAGGCUCGUGACUGGCUGACACAGACUGAGAUGUUGGCGCCAGCGUACUUCAUCCUCGGAGGCAAUAAGUCAGGGGAGGCCUGUGUGAUUACAAGGGCCAGGGAAAAGACUCUGGACGUGUGGCCGAUGUCGUCUGCUGGAGGCUGGUACAUCCUGGAGACCAACUACGACCACUGGGAGAAACCCAUGUUUCUUGACGACCGACGUACCCCCGCCAACAAGUGCAUGCACAAACUCACUCAGCAGAAUGUCUCCGUCAACGGGCUGUUUGAUGUGCUGUCUUCAAUACCUGUCCUUAACAAGCUAACGACAUACACAGCUCUAAUGCAAGUUGACAGCGGCCAUCUUGAAACCUGGAUACAAUAUUGCAAGGACCCCUGUUUCCCUUGGUAACCUUCCACUUCCAGGUUCCCAUGGCAACCAUCAGUCUCUACCCUUCUUUUCUACUGGCUGGUCCUUAUUAUCUUUAAAAAUUUGUUCACGGAUGAUGAGUUUCGUUUCAUACAGAAGUUUCAAGAUAGAAGUAUUAGAUAGAUGUUGAGGAUGCGGACUGAAGUGUUACCAUGGAAACAUGUCUAUAUACCACCCAUGCAGUCAUCAUGAUGUGAUAUUCAAAGCCUAUGCGAUUUGUACAAGUGCUAAUUGGAAUAAAGUUUAUUUUAGGACCGUCAUCAUCCAAGCAAGUAAUGUAUUGCUUUAGUUCUGUCUGAUCCAAGUUUUAUCUCUUUUUUUGUUGUUCACAGACACUGACAGUUGUGCAAUGUGAAGAAUUAUGCAUAAUGUGUUUUUUUCUUCGUUUUUAGGGACAGGAAUUGUCUCUGUAAAGUUGAGUGGGUAAUUAUAUAACAUUGAUAUGCACGAAACAUUCCUGGGGAAAGAGAGAUGUGUUGUUGGCUUAGAGCCAACAUGUGUUCAGUUUUUGUGGGAAGAGUAUCGGAUUGUCACUAUAAUAUGUAAUUGUGUACACGUGGGACAGUGAAUUUUGUGUUACACUUAUUUUGAAUUCGUGCUGUAAUGGAAGUAUCUGAAUGAUGUAAUGGUUACCAUUUGUAAAAAAAAUAGAUUAGGAAAAAGGUACUUAUAUUAUGUCAGAAAAAUUAGUGUAUAAGAAAUUAGAAUAUUGCUAAGUUUUGAAACAAUAAAUUGUUUCACAAAAUCACUUAAUCCGAAAUUUGAACCUAUACUGAACACAAUCAGAAAGAUAACUUGACAGACUAACCUGCUCUUCAAACUGAGUAGAGUUACCUCCCUUCUUCUAUCAACCCUAGUCGGCAUGGCGAUGAUCUCAACCAUUAACGAAACAGAAGUUUCCUUUUGUAUCAUAUACCACUUUGAUAUUUCCCUUCUGCCCCCUUGUCAUGACAGUUGUACACAUAUUGUUUUGCAUUGUAAAUAAAUCUUUUCUAAUAUAUAUUAA